AUGACGUCUACUGGUCUGGACAAGCUCUACCACAGCAGCUACCUCUUACACUUAAAAGCUCUGCCGACCUACAAGGCCGGAGGCUCUCAGGUGAUCUUCACCAACCCUCUGGAGAUAGUGAAGAUUCGUCUGCAGGUGGCAGGAGAGAUCACCACGGGGCCAAGAGUCAGCGCCCUGUCUGUCAUCAGGGACCUGGGUUUUUUUGGACUUUACAAGGGUUCCAAGGCUUGUUUUCUGCGGGACAUCCCCUUUUCAGCCAUCUACUUCCCCUCUUACGCUCACAUCAAGGCUUACCUCACUGAGGAGGAUGGGAGGAUAGGGCCAGCCAAGAUGCUGUUUGCUGGAGCUCUGGCAGGCAUGCCAGCAGCCUCUCUGGUGACCCCAGCAGACGUGAUCAAGACCAGGCUACAGGUGGCGGCACGUGCCGGUCAGACCACCUACAGCGGCCUGGUGGACUGCUUCUGGAAGAUCCUCAGAGAAGAGGGGCCCCGUGCUUUCUGGAAAGGAGCUGGAGCACGAGUGUUUCGGUCCUCGCCUCAGUUCGGAGUGACUCUGGUAACCUAUGAACUCCUGCAACGCUGGUUCUACAUCGACUUUGGUGGACAAAAGCCGGCUGGCUUGGAGCCCACCCCGAAGUCUCGGAUCAGCCUGCCGGCGCCCAACCCCGACCACAUCGGAGGCUUCAGGUUGGCCGUGGCCACGUUCGCUGGCAUUGAAAGCAAGUUUGGACUCCAUCUCCCACGCUACACUGUGGCAGCAGCAGCAGAAGCAGCAGCCCCUGCUGACGCCCCUUGAGUUUGUCAGUUGACGAGUGGGAGGGGGGGUGAGUUAAAGAGAGGGCUCAAAUAUUUUGUUCAUAGUAUUUUAAGUCACUAAUUUAAAGUUAUUUAUUGUUUUGUGGAAAAUAUAUAUUUAAUUGAAAGAGGUUUAAAUAUAACUUAACUGCUUUGGACAAUAGUAUCAAAAACUACAAACAGUUGCAGCUUUUUCCAGUGUCUUCAUAUUGUUGCUUUCUAUUCAAAAGCACAUUCCUCAUAUGAUCAAACAUGUGGCACUUGUGUAUAUGAGAUAUACAAAGACAUAUUUUCAUAUCUAUACGGUUCUUUUGGUCCUGAGUUGCACAUUUGAUUGAAUGUAUCUUGAAGAAUUUGACCAGAAAGUAGAAUGUAAAGAGUGUGAUGUACACAAUGUUUACUGUUGUGAGAUGUUUGGUUUCAAGUCUAAACGUGUACAGAUGUGUAAAUAUCUGAGAGAGAGAGAGAGAGAGAGAGAGAGAGCUGGCACCAGCUGCACCGCUGUAGAGUGUCAGGAGUAUUUCAAACUGAGCAGUGCAGAGAAAGUAGGAGUUAU
Molecule: messenger RNA, 1350 nt
Organism: Paralichthys olivaceus (Japanese flounder)
Lineage: Eukaryota; Metazoa; Chordata; Actinopteri; Pleuronectiformes; Paralichthyidae
Source: RefSeq, a predicted model, not a curated record